AAAAGCAAGAAAGAGUUGAAAUACAAUUCGGGCUGUUCUUGGUCUCGAUCCGCCCACCGCCAUACACAUCGUUACAACCAUUUUUCGCCAUCGGAUUCAACCUCUCUUCCCUCCUAGACCUGCUUCGCCGCCGGUCUCCAGCCAGGCUCGUUGGAAUUGGCGCCUUCCAGGAAAAAGUGGAUGCUAAAAGGUGAAGCAGAAUGGAUAAAUUAAGAGAAUUUGGGAGAAAAGCAUUGUUCUACGUAAGGGUUCUCUCCGGGUAUGAAGAGCGUAGAAUUCGAAACUAUAGAUUGCAGCUCGAGAGACGUCUGCUACAGGCACAAGAAAGGAAAGCGGACAUAAGAAAGAUCCCUGAGCAAGCUAUAUUGGCAGAGGUUCGCCGUAUGGUUGACGAGAUGCAAACUCUAAAUAGAAAGCUUGAAGAAACAGAAGCUGCCAUUGAAGAGUACUUCAAACCAAUAGACAAGGAAGCUGAGAUGCUAAUGAAAAUGCAGCUUGAAGGAGAAGAGAAGACAAUGAAAGAGAUGGUGGCAGCAAUGCAACAACAGGCCUUGCUUGAGAAAGCUGAAGCUGAGAAAAUAGCAAAUACGCAACAACAGGCCUUGCUUGAGAAAGCUGAAGCUGAGAAAAUAGCAAACACGCAUCAACCAGACACAAACAAAAGUAACCAGGAUGCUACCUCCAGCAGCAGUCAGCAUGCUCAAAUGAGAUAAUUGUCAAAACCGAUUCCAUGAGUGCAUAUUUUUUGUUUCUCCACUUUUUUGUUAGUAUGCGCGUAUUGAGAGAUAAGUCUGAAUAAUUGAGGCUUUUAGCAAGAAAAGUUGAAACAACUAAAGGCUUGAAUUUUGUCAAAUUUAGUUAGUCAUGUAUACAACCAAGAGUUGUUAUUGUUGCUCAAUUGUACUAAUGGUUAUGUAGGAUGGAUAGUUUCCAUUGCCCAUACUCCACAUAUUAUGUUGCAAAUGAGUGUGCUUUCAUGGGGAUGAGCUUAAUUGUUGAAUAUUUGGAUUUGGACACAACAGUCUAUAUCUUAUAUAAUCUAUUGAUUCCUGAAUUUAGGGAUUUAUCUGCUU
Messenger RNA from Theobroma cacao (cacao), 1073 nucleotides. RefSeq names its product transcription factor IIIB. The record is from RefSeq and is a predicted model, not a curated record. Lineage: Eukaryota; Viridiplantae; Streptophyta; Magnoliopsida; Malvales; Malvaceae.